AUGUCAGAAAGGGAAGAAAAGGAACUUAUUAAGAAAAGAGCUAGUUUCAAGGGACGGUUAACUGGGUUUGCUAAAUACAUCAAUGACUUGAGAGAUACAUUAAGCCACCAACAGGUACAUGAAUUGCAGCUAAGAAUAGGUAAGAUUGAAUCUUUGUAUAAUCAAUAUGAUGAGGUGCAAUUAAAAUUAGAAUGUCUUGUUGAUGAUUUACAAUCACAAUGUUCAGAGCGAGAAGAGUUUGAAUCUAAUUAUUAUAAACUUCUGUCACAGGCACAAGAUAUUUUAUCUAUGAAUUCAAAGUUACUAAGUAAUGACAACACAGACGGUUCUCGAAUAAACAACCAUCAGCUGGUUAAAUUACCUACAAUUAACUUACCGAAGUACCAGGGCUCCUACGAUAAUUGGUUAGAGUUCCACGACACAUUUUCUAGUCUUAUACAUUCGAACGAUAAUAUGGAUGAAAUUAAUAAGUUCCAUUAUCUCCGAGCCUCUCUGGAAGGUUCAGCUGCAGUCAUUAUUCAGUCAAUUGAGUUUUCAGCAAGUAACUAUGCUGUUGCUUGGCAGUUACUGUGUGAUAGAUAUAAUAAUAAGCGUUUGCUUAUUCAAAACCAUGUAAACAACUUAUUUAAUGUUGAAUCUAUUAAAAAUGAGUCUUCGGUUAGUCUUAAGCGGUUAAUUGACCAGCUGAAUAAAAGUCUAUGCGCAUUAGAAUCCCUUGGUGAACCCAUUAAGCAAUGGGACACUCUUCUCAUUCACAUCAUGACACGUAAAUUAGAUCAUAAAACAUUCCGGGAAUGGGAGGAAUUCAAAGGACGCUUAAACAAAAAUGACCCCAUAAAACUCAUUGUUUUCUUGGAAUUUAUUAGGGACCGCGCGGAUCUUUUGGAAACAUUAGAAUCAACCCGUAGUAAUGUUGCAAACCACAUGUCUAAACCUACAAGCAAAUUAAAAGCACUCAUGUCUGUAGCUUCACCUCCAAUAUUGCAUAACAAUAAUAAUAAUAUUUCUAUUAUAAAACCAUGCCCUAAGUGCAAGGGAGAGCACCAGUUACUAAGUUGUCCUCAGUUCUUGGCCCUCACUAAUGAACAAAGAUUGGAAUUAAUUCCACAAAUAAAGGUUUGUUACAACUGUUUGCGUCCUGGACAUUAUUCAAAUCGUUGUAAAAAAAAUGGGUGUAAAUUAUGCAAGCGUAAGCAUAACACCUUAAUUCAUGUAUCAGAAUUUAAACGAACAAAUGCAAAUAUUUUACCAAAUGCGGGUAAUGCUGCGGAGAACUAUGAGUCUAACCUAUCAGCUUCUUCGGGUAAUAAUGGGCAAGGAUCUACAAACUUAACACUCACUACUUAUUGUGCUGAUACAUCUUUAGAAGUGAAUCAAGAUGUCUUAUUGUCAACUGCUCAAAUAAGUAUAAAUGAUUAUUAUGGUAAUCCCCACAUUGUCAGAGUUCUAUUAGAUUGUGCCAGUUCAUCUUGUAUUAUUACUGAGAAAUUAUGUAACUCAUUAAAUUUAGAAUAUAUCAAUAUUGAUAAACCAAUAUUUGGCAUUAAUAAAACUCAAACCACUACGAGAAAAAUGUGCAGAGUCCUAAUUAACUCUUUGAAUGAGAACUAUUCGAAACAUCUUCUCUGUUAUGUAUUGCCAUCUAUAACAGAUGACAUACCUUGCCGCUCUGUUAAUGUUUCACACAUAAAAAUACCUGAUGAUAUUGCCCUCGCUGAUCCACAGUUUUAUAAGGCGUCUGCAGUAGACAUGAUAAUUGGUAGUAAUAUAUUCUGGGAAUUACUCGGAUCACGAAAAAUAAGUUUAGGAAUGAAAAAACCGAUUCUCUGGGAGACGCGACUGGGUUGGUUGGUCGCGACAGGACCCCUUUAUAAUGGACAGGAGUCUUCUCUUAGAUGCAACCUCACGACAUUAGAUACAAGUACUCAUAGCAAUAUUGAAAAUAAUGAUGUUCAGAGUCUAUUAUCAAAAUUUUGGCAGUUGGAGGAUGUAGGUUCUAAGUCCUCUUAUUCAGAAGAAGAGCAAAGAUGUGAAGAACACUUUGUAAAAAAUACAAUCCGUCUUCCAAAUGGACGAUUCUGUGUUAGAAUUCCCUUAAAACAGUCUCAUAAGGUAUUAGGUAACUCAUUUCAGCGAGCAAAACGGUGCUUGCAUUCAUUAGAGUACAGGUUUAAAACCCAGCCAGCCUUUCGAGAUAGCUAUGUUGCAUUCUUGUCAGAAUAUCAUUCACUCGGACACAUGACCGAGUGCAAAUUAAAUAUUGAUUCUACAUCUUAUUUUAUUCCUCAUCAUGGGGUGUUGAACGCAAACAGCACCACUACUAGUCUUAGAGUGGUCUUUAAUGCAAGUAGCCCUACUUCCUCAGGGGUGUCCUUUAAUCAGAUUCAAAUGGUAGGACCAACAGUCCAAGACGACCUGCUCUCUAUUUUACUUCGGUUUAGAUUUUAUAAGUAUGUGUUAGCUGCUGAUGUAGAAAAAAUGUAUCGGCAGGUGAUUGUUCACCCUGAUGACAGGCAUCUUCAACAAAUCCUAUGGCGUAAACCAGAGGAAUCUGAAGUAAAAGCCUAUCAACUCAACACUGUCACUUAUGGUUGCUCAAGUGCCAGUUAUCUAGCUACUAGAUGUUUAAAACAAAUUGGCCUUGACUGCAACGAUAAAAAAGUGUCUGAAAUUAUUAUUCAUGACUUCUAUGUUGAUGACUUAUUAACAGGAUCUGAUUCCAACCAGGAGGCCUUAAAUAUAAAGAAAGCUAUCACGGCAGAGCUGGCAUCCGCGGGAAUGGUGCUGCGUAAGUGGAAAUCCAAUGGGUCUCAGCUUGUUAUUCCGGACCAGUCUAACUCGUCUCUUAAUUUGAAUAUGGGAUUUGAACCCAGCAAGACAUUGGGUCUGGGAUGGUCGCCUGAUACUGAUAACUUGUACUUCAAAAUUAAUUUGGAAUUACCUAAAGUUUCGACCAAGCGGGAAUUACUAUCAGUAAUCGCCCAGGGUGAUGUUUUGGUGAAGUUGCUCUUAGCCAAGAGCAAGGUCGCUCCAAUAAAGCCAACUACGAUCCCCAGACUUGAGCUCUGUGCCGCUCUAGUCGGAGUGCGUCUCUAUGAAAAGGUAAUGUCAUCCCUCAGAGUAAAUGUUAAACGUACCAUUUUCUGGACUGACUCUACAAUUGUACUGGGGUGGCUUAAAAUGUUACCGAAUAAGCUACAACCGUUUGUCUGCAAUCGAGUUGUAGAAAUUUUGGAAAAAACCGAGCACAGUGUCUGGCGACAUGUACCCACUGACAAAAAUCCUGCUGAUCAUAUCUCUCGCGGUGUCAAGGCUAGUGAGUUGCAGGAGCUCGACCUGUGGUGGUCUGGGCCCCCUUUUUUAAAGCAGGAGGAGUCUCAGUGGCCUCUAAAUCCACUUAAUUGUUCGCAACUUCCCGAAGUUCGACCUGAAAUUUCGCUACAUAUCACCAAAGGAAAACCUACGGACAUUUUCUCUGAUAAUGGCACUUCAUUUGUUAGUGCUUACAAUGAAAUAAAUGAAUUUUUAAAGAAUGACUGCAGUUCAUUGGCUGAUGGUUUGGCUAAUGAGGGUAUCUCUUUUCAUUUAUGUCCCCCUUAUUCUCCUCAUUUUGGGGGUCUUUGGGAAGCCGGUGUUAAAGCAAUUAAGCAUCAUUUAUAUAGAGUAUUGGGCAAUUGUAAUUUAACGUUCGAGGAAUUGAUCACUGUCCUUACUCAAAUUGAAGCAAUUCUGAAUUCAAGACCGCUUACGCCUCUCUCAGAUGAUCCAAAUGAUUUGUCUCCGCUUACGCCAGCCCACUUUCUGAUAGGAACACCGCUAACUGCACUUCCAGUUGCUGAUCAUAAAGGCCGCCCUUUAACACAUCUAAAUCGAUUUCAAAGACUAGAACAACUACGCCAACAUUUUUGGGCCAGAUGGUCUAAGGAAUAUGUCAGUGAACUACAGCAAAGGAGCAAAUGGUACUCUAAGGAACCAGAUUUACAGCUGAAUAGUUUGGUGGUUGUGAAGGAGGACAAUUUGCCUCCCUUAAGAUGGAAAAUGGGCCGCAUUGUUGCAGUUUAUCCCGGGACCGAUGGCAUUAAUCGCGUUGCAGAUGUGAAGACUUCUAAUGGCGUAGUCAGAAGAUCAUUCAGCAAGAUUUGCCCUCUGAUCGACACUUCUUGUUGA
Messenger RNA from Achroia grisella, 4167 nucleotides. RefSeq lists its product as uncharacterized. Gene Ontology annotation, molecular function: zinc ion binding; nucleic acid binding. The record is from RefSeq and is a predicted model, not a curated record. The transcript has 3 exons. NCBI's taxonomy places the organism in Eukaryota, Metazoa, Arthropoda, Insecta, Lepidoptera, Pyralidae. Gene Ontology annotation, biological process: DNA integration. The coding region runs from base 1 to 4167 and encodes 1388 amino acids.